CAGCCUACCAUCCCACAAACGCAAAGCAAAUAAACUUCAGCAUUGCUAUUAGUAACAUAGCGCUCUCAACAGUCAAUCGUAAGCGUAAUUCUUGCCUACAGUCACUCAUUCAAUCAAUCGAAAUGGCAUCUGGCACUGGUAAGACGAUGAAAAAGCCACCGGGAAAAGCGCAAAUGAACGUCGUGGACAAGCCUAAGGGCAACAGGAAGUACAAGACCAAGAGGAAAGAAACGUACGGCAUCUACAUCUACAAAGUGCUCAAACAAGUGCACCCCGACACCGGCGUCUCGUCGAAGGCAAUGAGCAUCAUGAACAGCUUCGUCAACGACCUCUUCGAGCGCAUCGCCAGCGAGGCCAGUCGCCUGGCCCAGUACAACAAGCGUAGAACGAUCAGCAGUAGGGAGAUCCAAACGGCCGUCCGRCUUUUGUUGCCCGGCGAACUGGCCAAGCACGCCGUCAGCGAAGGCACUAAGGCCGUGACAAAGUAUACCAGCUCCAAAUAAUGAGACCUAAUCGGCUCCAAAUUAUGUAUAUUUUCUAAAUGUAUUAAUAUUAUUAUAGUAGACACAUAAAUAUUUAUCAAACUUUACACCUCUAAAUUAAUAAUUAAAUAGGCCCU
Diuraphis noxia (Russian wheat aphid) is the source of this 619-nucleotide messenger RNA. RefSeq names its product histone H2B-like. Gene Ontology annotation, cellular component: nucleosome. The record is from RefSeq and is a predicted model, not a curated record. Gene Ontology annotation, molecular function: protein heterodimerization activity; structural constituent of chromatin; DNA binding. NCBI's taxonomy places the organism in Eukaryota, Metazoa, Arthropoda, Insecta, Hemiptera, Aphididae.